Exophiala viscosa is the source of this 738-nucleotide messenger RNA. RefSeq lists its product as uncharacterized. Lineage: Eukaryota; Fungi; Ascomycota; Eurotiomycetes; Chaetothyriales; Herpotrichiellaceae. The record is from RefSeq and is a predicted model, not a curated record. The transcript has a single exon. The coding region runs from base 260 to 667 and encodes 135 amino acids.
UCCGAGUUCUUCGUUUUUGUUCACACCCCGUUCUUUCGCUGUAUUUCUUGUGUCAAGCCUUUCUGAGCAACAAUCCCCGUCACACAUCACGAUGCAGGUAACCACUUUUCUCCUAGCAUCGCUCGCCUCUUUUGUGGCAGCGCAAACAGCCACCACUACAGCGAGCGCGUCUGCGGCAUCCACGAGCUGCGCUGCUCAGAAGUAAGCAGAUUUGGAACCCAUCGCCGACGACUGAUGCUGAUCAUCGUUAGCAUUCUCGAUGCCUGCAUGUGCAACUGAGCAAGCUCAGGUCAAUUCGUGCGCCCAGACUGACUAUUCCUGCCUCUGUACACAGUAUGGCAACCUGUUGACUUGCUACAACAAUUGCCCGAACGACCCGGGCGCUACCACCGUUCAGCAGGACCGAGAGCAGUACUGCAACGCCGCUGCUGUCGAUGGCAGUACGACCACGAUGGGCGUUGUAUCCGCCACAAAUGCCUCUACCGCCGCUAGCAUCAUUGCAACGUCUGCUUCCAUUACAUCCGGAGAAAGCAUUGCUUCCAGCACUGGCACAAGCUCAAGUGCUACUGCUUCCUCCACCCCUUCGCAACAUAAUGGGGUCACCAGGACAGAAAUGGAAAAUAGCUUGACUGUCGUUGCUCUCGCUGGGCUUGGCCUCGUUUUGUGAAGAUCAACAACACAUCAUAUUCCCUUCGGUUGCCGAUCUAGCGCAGGGUUUGGCUUGAGUUUCCAAAUGGG